Molecule: messenger RNA, 435 nt
Organism: Arabis nemorensis
Lineage: Eukaryota; Viridiplantae; Streptophyta; Magnoliopsida; Brassicales; Brassicaceae
Source: the annotation of a GenBank genome assembly
AUGAGAAUUCAAGUGAAGGAUGGACCUUCUCAAGUGGUGAAUGAGCCCUUAUGUCUUGAUGAUAAGAGAUUUGAUGAAGAUGUCUUUGAUGGGAGUUGCUUGAGCUCACUUUUUGAAGAACCUUUGAAGAUAAAUUUAGAAGUGAAAGCACCUAAAGUCACAAAGGAUAAGCCCAAGGAGGACAAAACCACAAACUUGUUCUUGUAUCCUACGCAAUUUAUUGAUGGUGGCAUAGAGUGCAAAGUCAAAAGUACAAGCGGUUCUAAGCCUUUCUCUAAGGCGAAAGUGAUCUUAACUCCCGGCUUAGACGAGAAGGAGCUAGCUUUUAUCAAAGAGACAAUGGCAAGAGUUUUAAGGAUUGAGAUCACCGAUUGGGGACCAUGCUCCAAAGAUGGCUUCAUAAACCGCGAAAAGCAUACUUCUCCAUAUCUUUGA